This is a messenger RNA of Ziziphus jujuba (common jujube), 2025 nucleotides long. Its product is annotated as UDP-glycosyltransferase 90A1-like. Gene Ontology annotation, molecular function: UDP-glycosyltransferase activity. The record is from RefSeq and is a predicted model, not a curated record. The transcript has a single exon. Lineage: Eukaryota; Viridiplantae; Streptophyta; Magnoliopsida; Rosales; Rhamnaceae. The coding region runs from base 436 to 1875 and encodes 479 amino acids.
UAAAUAGCUGGUACUAUUUGAUAAUUUAUACAUUCAGCAUCAAAGUCCAAAUCAACUAUUUAAUAAUUUAAACAUUCAGCAUCAAAGUCCAAAUCAAGGUCUUCCCACUUACUACACGACUUGAGAUGAUAAUUUUUCCUAAAGCUUGAGGCUCUCAAUGGACAAAAAAAAAUUACACGCUAUGUUUUGAAUUCUGAUAUCAAUAAUUUAAUAAUUUUCUACUAUUAAUAACCUGUUUCUUUCCCAGUUGUGCCUAAAAACUCCACAAAAAGCUGUUUUCCAUUGCCCCAUCACCAUAGGCCACGUAAAACUGCAAAAUCAUAUUGAAUUUUAUUUAAUUUUUUACAUAACAUAAUACAGUUUUUGACUCUAUAUAAAUAAGCAAUAGAGUAGUGUUCUAUAACCACCUCCCGUUACUGCGCAAUACCUACAAAUAUGCUAUCAAAUACCUUGGAUCCAACACCACCACCAGAACAUAAACGCCAUGUCGUUUUGGUCCCGUUCAUGUCCAAAAGCCACACCAUCACACUCCUCCACCUGGCCCGCCUCUUGCUCAAACGACACCUCUCGGUCACCAUCUUCACCACUCGGGCCAACCGACCUUUCAUCGUUGACACUCUCGCCGACACUUCCGCCUCCAUAGUUGACCUUCCUUUCCCAGAAAACAUCCCCGACAUCCCCCCCGGCAUCGAAAGCACUGACAAAAUCCCUUCCAUGUCGCUCUUCUAUUCCUUCGUCACAUCCACCAAACGCAUGCAACCGGACUUCGAACGAGCUUUACAGUCUCUUCUUCCACAUGUUAGUUUCAUGGUCUCCGAUGGCUUCCUCUGGUGGACACUCGAGUCUGCUUCUAAGUUCGGUAUCCCAAGGUUAGUCUCCUACGGUAUGUGCGCUUAUGCUAAUUCCGUGUGCAUAGCUGCGCAUCAGGAUCGCCUUCUCCAUGGACCCAAGUCGGACACCGAGUUGAUCACCGUGACUCGCUUUCCAUGGAUUCAAAUCACCAGAAAUGACUUCGACCCUCCGUUUACAGACCCUGAGCCGGACCCUGUCGUUUCCGAGUUCCACAUGAACUGUGCAAUAGCAACGAUGAGUAGCUUUGGCACGAUUUUCAACAGCUUCUACGAGCUUGAGCCUGUGUUUGUUGACUUUAGCAACCAGCUGGACGGUCAGCGUGAGAGUGAGACCAAGGCCUGGUGCGUUGGGCCUCUUUGCUUGGCCGACCCAGUACCGAGAUUUCAACAAAGCCCAAGUAACAAGCCCGCGUGGUUUCAGUGGCUAGACCAAAAACGAGAACAGGGUCGCUCUGUUUUGUACGUGGCGUUCGGAUCACAGGCUGAGAUUUCAACGGAACAAAUCGGAGAAAUAGCAAUGGGAUUAGAAGAAUCAAAGGUGAAUUUCUUAUGGGUGAUAAGGAAAAGAGAGUCAGAGCUAUCAGAUGGGUUCGAAGAGAGAGUGAAAGGUAGAGGAAUAGUGGUGAGAGAUUGGGUUGAACAGAGGAAGAUACUGAUGCAUGAGAGCGUACAGGGAUUUCUAAGCCACUGCGGAUGGAAUUCGGUGUUGGAGAGCAUAUGUGCUGGGGUUCCGAUUCUUGCGUGGCCCAUGAUGGCAGAGCAACCAUUGAAUGCAAGAAUGGUGGUGGAGGAGAUCAAGGUGGGAUUGAGGGUGGAGACAUGUGAUGGAUCGGUGAGAGGGUUCGUCAAGUGGGAAGGUCUAAAGAAGAUGGUGAAGGAGUUAAUGGAGGGGGAACUGGGGAAGGAAGUGAGGAAGAAGGUGAAGGAGGUUGCAGAAAUGGCAAGGAAGGCUAUGGAGGAUGGUGGGUCAUCAUGGCGUGCGUUGGAUAGCCUUAUUGAUAAGAUUUGCAAUUGCAAACAAUGACAAAAACGGUCGCUGUCUUUUCUUUUAAUAUAUGUCUGUUUUGCAUCAACAAUGCGCAUGAAAUAUUAGAUAGAUAAUGUUUAUGCCUUGACCGUCCAGUUUAUUAAUAUGCUAGUUUAUUGAUAAUAUUCUAUAAUAUUUUUCCUCUAA